AACGCCGUCUAUAAGUAUUGGAGGAGCGACCACGGCGGCUCGCGAGCUCGGACGUGUGUUCCUGGAGGCGGUGGACACGUGCUGCUGGGAACCCCAAAAAAAAGAAAAUUUAAAAAACAUUGACUAAAUCAAAAGGAAAAAAAUAACGGGGACAUAUCCAGGGAGAUUAUUUCGUUUUAAAAAAAAUAUCUAUAUAUCUUAUGGUGUUCCUAAUUUUUUUUUUAAGGUGGACUGGGUGUCGCUCAACUUUUACUUGGAAGAAUUAAGUCCACAUCUUAGCAGCCAUGGGCCGAGGAGAAGGACGCGAGCAGUAUGAGCUGGCUGCCACCUCGGAGAAGUGCAGCAAGAAGAAGGCGAAGGGGAAGAAGAAAGAGAAGGAUAUGGAUGAGCUGAAGAAGGAAGUGGACAUGGAUGAUCACAAGCUGACCCUCGACGAGCUCAACCGCAAAUAUGGAACGGACCUCAACAAUGGUUUGACCUGUGCGAAGGCGGCGGAGAUUCUGAUCCGCGACGGGCCCAACGCCCUGACUCCGCCUCCCACCACCCCGGAGUGGGUCAAGUUCUGCAAACAGAUGUUCGGCGGGUUCUCCAUGCUUCUGUGGACCGGCGCCGUCCUCUGUUUCCUGGCCUACGGUAUCCAGGCUGCGAUGGAGGACGAGCCCGCCAACGACAACUUGUACCUGGGCGUCGUGCUUUCCGCCGUCGUCAUCAUCACCGGCUGCUUCUCCUACUACCAAGAGGCCAAGAGCUCCAAGAUCAUGGACUCCUUCAAGAACCUGGUCCCACAGCAAGCCCUGGUCGUCCGUGACGGGGAGAAGAAGAACAUCAACGCCGAGGAGGUGGUGGUCGGAGACCUGGUGGAGGUGAAAGGUGGAGACCGGAUACCCGCUGACCUACGGAUCAUCUCCGCCCACGGCUGCAAGGUGGACAACUCCUCCCUGACCGGCGAAUCCGAGCCUCAGACUCGUACUCCGGACUUCUCCAACGAGAACCCGCUGGAGACCAGGAACAUCGCUUUCUUCUCCACCAACUGUGUCGAAGGAACUGCCCGCGGCGUCGUGAUCAGCACCGGGGACCGCACCGUCAUGGGUCGCAUCGCCACGCUGGCCUCCGGCCUCGAAGUCGGACGCACCCCCAUUUCAAUUGAGAUCGAGCACUUCAUCCACAUCAUCACCGGCGUGGCCGUCUUCCUGGGCGUCUCCUUCUUCGUGCUGUCGCUCAUCCUCGGGUACAGCUGGCUGGAGGCCGUCAUCUUCCUCAUCGGCAUCAUCGUGGCCAACGUGCCGGAAGGUCUCCUCGCCACCGUCACCGUGUGUCUGACCCUGACCGCCAAGCGCAUGGCGAAGAAGAACUGCCUGGUGAAGAACCUGGAGGCCGUGGAGACCCUGGGCUCCACCUCCACCAUCUGCUCCGACAAGACCGGCACGCUGACCCAGAACCGGAUGACCGUGGCCCACAUGUGGUUCGACAACCAGAUCCACGAGGCCGACACCACGGAGAACCAGAGCGGGACCUCCUUCGACAAGAGCUCCGCCACCUGGGCCGCGCUGGCCCGGAUCGCCGGGCUCUGUAACCGCGCCGUGUUCCUGGCCGAGCAGUCCAACCUCCCCAUCCUGAAGAGAGAUGUGGCCGGUGACGCCUCGGAGUCGGCGCUGCUGAAGUGCAUCGAGCUGUGCUGCGGCUCGGUCCUGGAAAUGAGAAGCAAAAACCCCAAGAUCUCUGAGAUCCCGUUCAACUCCACUAACAAGUACCAGCUCUCCGUGCACAAAGACGACGCACCUGAAACGGGGUCCAAGCACCUGCUGGUGAUGAAAGGCGCCCCGGAGAGGAUUUUGGACCGCUGCUCCACCAUCCUGCUGCACGGCAAGGAGCAGCCUCUGGACGACGAGCUGAAGGACGCGUUCCAGAACGCCUACCUGGAGCUGGGGGGUCUGGGAGAGCGAGUGCUGGGUUUCUGCCACUUCAGCCUGCCCGACGACCAGUUCCCAGAGGGCUUUGCUUUCGACACCGAGGAGGUGAACUUCCCCACGGAGAACCUGUGCUUCAUCGGCCUCAUGUCCAUGAUCGACCCCCCUCGCGCCGCCGUGCCCGACGCCGUCGGCAAAUGCAGGAGCGCCGGAAUCAAGGUCAUCAUGGUGACAGGUGACCACCCCAUCACAGCCAAGGCCAUCGCUAAGGGCGUGGGCAUCAUCUCCGAAGGCAACGAGACCGUGGAAGACAUCGCGGCCCGCCUGAACAUCCCAAUCAACGAAGUCAACCCGAGGGACGCCAAGGCCUGCGUGGUCCACGGCGGAGACCUGAAAGAUCUGGCGGCCGAGCAGCUCGACGACAUCCUGAAGUACCACACGGAGAUCGUCUUCGCCAGAACCUCCCCGCAGCAGAAGCUCAUCAUCGUGGAGGGCUGCCAGAGACAGGGCGCCAUCGUGGCCGUGACGGGCGACGGCGUGAACGACUCCCCCGCCCUGAAGAAGGCGGACAUCGGCGUCGCCAUGGGCAUCUCUGGAUCCGACGUCUCCAAGCAGGCCGCCGACAUGAUCCUGCUGGACGACAACUUCGCCUCCAUCGUGACCGGAGUGGAAGAAGGCCGUCUGAUCUUUGACAACUUGAAGAAGUCCAUCGCCUACACUCUGACCAGUAACAUCCCCGAGAUCACCCCCUUCCUCCUCUUCAUCAUCGCCAACAUCCCCCUGCCGCUGGGAACCGUCACCAUCCUCUGCAUCGACCUGGGAACUGACAUGGUGCCCGCCAUCUCCCUGGCUUACGAAGCGGCUGAGAGCGACAUCAUGAAGCGACAGCCCAGAAACCCCAAAACGGACAAGCUGGUGAACGAGCGGCUCAUCAGCAUCGCCUACGGACAGAUCGGUAUGAUCCAGGCGCUGGCCGGCUUCUUCACCUACUUUGUGAUCCUGGCUGAAAACGGCUUCCUGCCCUACACCCUGCUGGGCAUCCGCGUGAACUGGGACAACCGCUACGUCAACGACCUGGAGGACAGCUACGGGCAGCAGUGGACCUACGAGCAGAGGAAGAUCGUGGAGUUCACCUGCCACACGGCCUUCUUCGCCAGCAUCGUGGUCGUCCAGUGGGCGGAUCUGAUCAUCUGCAAGACCCGGAGGAACUCCGUCUUCCAACAGGGCAUGAACAACAAGAUCCUGAUCUUCGGACUGUUUGAGGAGACCGCCCUGGCCGCCUUCCUCUCCUACUGCCCGGGCAUGGACGUCGCCCUCAGAAUGUACCCGCUCAAGCCCAGCUGGUGGUUCUGCGCCUUCCCGUACUCCCUGCUCAUCUUUAUCUAUGAUGAAAUCCGUAAGCUGAUCCUCAGACGCAGCCCAGGAGGUUGGGUGGAAAGAGAGACCUACUACUAAAGAGCCGUCGGCCCAGUCGGCUCGCGUCGUCUCUCGUCUUUGCAUGAAUAUUGUCUUGCUGCUCGGAAAAAUUUAAUUUUAACCUCCUGUGAAAAAGAAUAAAAAAUAAAAUCGGAACGUGUUUUUAUAUUAGGGAAUGCUUGAUACUACUAUUAAACAAAUACUGAGAUGGAACGUGCUGAUGAUGUUGAUAAAUGCUAAUGCUAAUAAUGACAUGAACACUGAACAUCGACAUGACUAUGCGUGCCUUGUUUCUGAAACAGGACCAAUUUUUUACAUGUUUUUAACCGUUAUAAACGUUCAAUAAAAAUGCGCUCGUCAGGUCCCACAAA
Messenger RNA from Cyclopterus lumpus (lumpfish), 3694 nucleotides. Its product is annotated as sodium/potassium-transporting ATPase subunit alpha-1. The transcript has 23 exons. Lineage: Eukaryota; Metazoa; Chordata; Actinopteri; Perciformes; Cyclopteridae. Bases 285 to 3362 code for a protein of 1025 amino acids. Gene Ontology annotation, biological process: potassium ion import across plasma membrane; intracellular sodium ion homeostasis; intracellular potassium ion homeostasis. Gene Ontology annotation, cellular component: membrane. The record is from RefSeq and is a predicted model, not a curated record. Gene Ontology annotation, molecular function: ATP binding; P-type sodium:potassium-exchanging transporter activity; ATP hydrolysis activity.